This is a messenger RNA of Trichoderma gamsii, 903 nucleotides long. RefSeq lists its product as hypothetical. The record is from RefSeq and is a predicted model, not a curated record. Lineage: Eukaryota; Fungi; Ascomycota; Sordariomycetes; Hypocreales; Hypocreaceae. Bases 1 to 903 code for a protein of 300 amino acids. The transcript has a single exon.
AUGGUUUUCGGAGAACUUCGCCGAAGCCGCAGCUUGGAGUCCCUGCGCAAGGAUCUCUUUCACACCAUUACCAAUACCACUGAAGGCGUCUACUUCCCGUCUGGCGCUUCCAUCUUGCAAGACAAAGACUCGGAUAAGGAACUCCUCGCCGUGCUGUGCCCACAAGAAGGGUUCAAGGUAACAGACGCUGGUAUUGCCCAUCUGAGCAAGCUAUUCGUUCAAUGCAACAAGUGGAUUCCCGUCAUUGAGGAGCGCGGCUACGACAUGUAUUGGGCUGUGGUCGCUUCCAGCACCUCUCAAGCCCAAAGUAUUGAUUUGUCACCUGGUAUGGCCAGAGCUGUGGCGUUUGCUCUUCUGCGAGCCAGACAGCGCUGGAUCCUCCUCCAGAGAAACCCAGAGGUGUCCAAAAGCAAUGUCAAGACUCAUUUCUCAGCCGGCCUACAGCGCCUCCUUGAACACUUUGAGGAACGAGACAAGAAUCCCGCCAUUCACGCUUCUCUCAAAGACAAUGAAUGGAAGCUGACUGAAAAGGAGAAGAGAGAUGGCAGCAAGGCUCACCUGAUGGGUCCUGGCAAGCUCAUAUCUCGAGGCAGAAUUGCACUUUCAUUCACCGCCCCGCAGGGACUUUAUCCCAUCGGACAGCUUGCUGGUAUUCCGCAGCCGGAGACCAACCGCCUCGGCAUGAUUGACAGCUCUGUCGAGAAAAUCACGCCUACCGAAGCUGUUCAGUCUUUGAUCUCGCAUCAUCUUGCAGAAGUGCGUCGCGGUCAGAAACGCGCCACUGCGGAGGACGAUGCCAGAAACAAAGUGCCUCGUAACGCCGCUGAAGAAGAUGACGCUCGCGGCGCUGCUACCCGUCGCAUCUUCCCAACUGCCUUGAAGACCAAGUUUAAACCUAGCUAG